CUGGUGUUUCUCGGCCAUAGUUAUGCGCCAGAAACCGGUAAAUACUAUUGUCUGAGUACGAUAAUCUGGUGCCAUUGUUUAGGGUCGGCCAUAUUGAGUUCCCGUCCCCCGAGGCUCGGCUCUCAACACCUCUCCCUCGGCUCAGGGUAAUAUUGAAUCAUGGCCUGCGUGACCCUUAAACGCUCGCUGGAGUUUGACCCGCUGCACCACGGGAGCUGCACGCCGCGGCCCCACAAGCGGCGGCGCUGCGUCCCCAUGUGUGUGUCGCCCCAGAGUGCCGCCGCCGCCACCGCGCGCCACACCGAGGCACAAUCGCCCUUCUCCGAGGUCACUCCCACACUCACACCAGAACAAAUCGCCCAAAAUGUGAGGGAGGAGAUCCGCAGACUGAAGCGACGCAAGAUCCUCCAGUGUGGCGAGCGCAGCAUGGAGUGUGAGGGUGGCUACGACUCGCCUGCCUCGCCGCCCUCCCCGGCCUCACCUACCUCACCCCUGCCCUCGCCCUCCUCCUCGGCCAGCGCGGGGGGCGGCGUGGCAGCGCUGCACCACCACCACCAGUCCUCCGUCAGCAAAGACAAACCGCUCUUCACCUUCAGACAGGUUAAUCUGAUCUGUGAGCAACUAUUGCGUGAGCGAGAGACGAACAUCCGCGAGGAGUAUGACAAGGUGUUGGCCUCCAAGCUGGCCGAGCAGUAUGACUGCUUCGUCCGCUUCACCACCGACCAGAUACAGCAGAGACUCUCCCAAACAGCCCUUCCCAGCUAUCUCUCUUAGGAUGGAACUUUGCUGUUUUGCUAUGGACUAUGUGCCUUCGGAGGUACAAAGAAUGAAAAGUUGCUGGGAAAGUUUAUCCCCGAAAGUGUAAACUUUGUACAUAAGAACACACUCAUGCUGUAAAAGUGUUCAUGGAGCAAGUGUAAUUAAAGGUUGCCAGAUGAAAUGGAUAUAAAACUACAUCUCGAUAUUGUCAGUGAUUGUAAAGUGACGCCGCGUUUGGUAAGAUAACAGUGUGAACCGCCACUAUAUCCAUAUCAUGCAAGGCUGUAUGUCAGUACACUAGUCUUGGGAUAGCCAAGAUAGAGCCUCAAGACACUAAAACAUAAAAUAUAAAAGCCAAUAAAAAAGGAGCAAACUCUGCAAGUUAAGAGGGACAACAAUGGCAACCCCAAGUGGUGGCAGCUUUGGUGACAAGCGCAAGUUAACUUGUGGUGCUCAUAUUGACUCAUAUUGUGUGGCAUUCCUCAACUGUUGUGUGUACAUACCCUCUAACCCAUCAGUUGCCUUUCACACUUUUCUUGCUGUAAGUAGGUGCUUUGCAGAGUGAAACUUAGCAAACUAGAUAUGCCUGACAGUAACCUCAGGUAUCUCAAAGCCCUGUCUGCGAGAAAGGUUGUGAUUGCCUGUUCAGAGUUGAGCUAGUACAGGAAGACAGACAGACAGACAGUCAGCCUCUGCAGCAGCAGCAGCAGCAGCAGUCACAUUGCCUUCAUGUGAAUAUUACCUUAGGGUAGUGCUCCAUAUUGCCUUUUUGUUCUUCUCCUUUCUCUUUUGUGUUUGGCAUAAAUUUAUUUUUGACUUGCCUCUCUGAACUUGUAGUCCUAUACUUUAGAUUUGCUACUACUACUACUACUACAACUACUACUACUUAAUGUAGUUUUCCUAUCUUGGACACUUGUGUUAGGAAGGAGAUAUACCCCAGUGAUGUCUUCCUGCAUUAGUAUCUUGUAUAACGAGGAGCCCUCCCGUGCAGGCCCACCAUUAUUACUACUCCAUACAAACCAAUAUCACGCCUAUGCUGUUUUAUUAGAGAUCUGUUGUAUAAUUAUUUACUUAUGGGUGUUGUGUCUAAUGUGGGUAAUGUGUACUUUUAGGUAUAAUAAGGUGUUAGGUUCCAAGGAGAUUGUGGUCAAUCUGGCGGUGCAGGAGGUGAGUGCCUGCACAAAGCACGUGUGAGAGGCCGCAGUGUUAGUAGCAGUGCAUCUUGACGUGACGGAUUGGUUCAUCAUUUCAAUUUACAUCUAGAGUAGAGUAUAAGUUUUUUUAUGAGGUAUUGUGAGGCUUGUGCCAGUCUCUCUCUCUCUCUUUAUCUUGCAUAUUGUGCACAUAAAAACCGGUUUCCAUGUGCCGCAUAUAACACUGUCGACAGUUGCAAACGCACUGACUUCAUAAAAAUAAAUUGAUGUUUAAGUACAUUACCUUAUUGCAAGAGGCUUAGUUUCUCCUCACCACUUAUAUGUAUAAAUUUUCCUUCUACGAUUAUUAUUAUUAUUAUUAUUAUUAUUAUUAUUAUUAUUAUUAUUAUUAUUAUUAUUAUUAUUAUUAUUAUUAUUAAUCUCGACACUUGAAGACAUAGUUGUGAAUCAGCCAUGUCCUCCUCCCUCCCUCCCUUCCUUUCCCUCACUCCCUUCCCUUCCUUCCCUCCCUCCACCCUGUGUGUGUGUGUGUGUGUGUGUGUGUGUGUGUGCGCGUGUGUGUGUGUCACUGUCCUCACCCACACGCCUCUUUCCACGCUAGUUUACUCUUUUGGUGUACUUGGCAAGGGACCCAAAACAAGAGACUGACUCCAUUGGUCUUGUAGAUUUAACUUUAGUAUUCACGGCUUCAUUGUUUAUUUUCCUGUCUCCUUUAUUUUAUAGUUUCUACUUGCUGUUAUUAAGUUAGUUCAACUGACAUUGUUGCAUGAACUCUGAUAUAAGGAGCAAUUGUUUACUAUUUAUUUUCUUGUUCUCACUUUUUUACUGUACUUGUAUCAUGAAAUAUACUUGUUAAUGGGAAAAUACA
Messenger RNA from Eriocheir sinensis (Chinese mitten crab), 2781 nucleotides. RefSeq names its product akirin-2-like. NCBI's taxonomy places the organism in Eukaryota, Metazoa, Arthropoda, Malacostraca, Decapoda, Varunidae. Bases 160 to 774 code for a protein of 204 amino acids. Gene Ontology annotation, biological process: positive regulation of innate immune response; positive regulation of transcription by RNA polymerase II. The record is from RefSeq and is a predicted model, not a curated record. Gene Ontology annotation, cellular component: nucleus; chromatin. Gene Ontology annotation, molecular function: transcription coregulator activity. The transcript is spliced from 5 exons.